Monoraphidium neglectum is the source of this 636-nucleotide messenger RNA. RefSeq names its product SelT-like protein Flags: Precursor. Gene Ontology annotation, molecular function: thioredoxin-disulfide reductase (NADPH) activity. NCBI's taxonomy places the organism in Eukaryota, Viridiplantae, Chlorophyta, Chlorophyceae, Sphaeropleales, Selenastraceae. Gene Ontology annotation, cellular component: endoplasmic reticulum membrane. Gene Ontology annotation, biological process: cell redox homeostasis. Bases 1 to 636 code for a protein of 211 amino acids. The transcript has 3 exons. The record is from RefSeq and is a predicted model, not a curated record.
AUGCGCCAGGCCGCACUCCUGGGCCUGGUGCUCGCCGUAGUGUUUGGCCGCGACGCGCUCAACGCGCUCCAGGCAUAUGGCGGCGCCGGCAGUGCAUCGUCCGCACCCCUCAACGUCGACCGCGGGCUGAGCGCAGGUUUCAAGGUGAUGGGCACCUUUGUACAGGUGAAGCAGCUGCUGCAGCAGCAGUUUCCCGGCAUAGAGGUGCUCGGCUCGACCUACCCGCUCUCGGCGGGCAGGCAGGCGCUCAGCCAGGCGAUCGGCGGCGCCCAGAUGGCUGGCUUCGGCGGCGUCUUCUUCGGCGACAAGCUGUUUGAGGCGAUCGGCGUUGCGCCGCCGCCGGACUGGUACGCGCGCGUGCAGCAGUCCAAGCCGCUGUGGGCGCUGGGCGUGUGGAUGGUGGGCAACAUGGCGCAGAGCUCGGCUAGCUCGACGGGCGCGUUUGAGAUCUACUUCGAUGGAAAGCUGGUGUUCUCCAAGCUGGCGGCCGGCCGCUUGCCCACCCAGGCGGAGUGGGGCGCGCUCGCCCAGAACAUGAGCGCGGCCCUGGCGGCCUCGCCGCGCGCAGCGGAGCUGCAGGACCAAGCUGAGCUGGACCGCGCGGCGGCGCAGGCCAGGGCGGCGCUGGCGGCGUAG